Dermacentor silvarum is the source of this 4953-nucleotide messenger RNA. RefSeq lists its product as uncharacterized. Gene Ontology annotation, cellular component: mitochondrial outer membrane. NCBI's taxonomy places the organism in Eukaryota, Metazoa, Arthropoda, Arachnida, Ixodida, Ixodidae. Gene Ontology annotation, biological process: mitochondrial protein catabolic process; mitophagy by internal vacuole formation. Bases 1 to 1992 code for a protein of 663 amino acids. The transcript has 7 exons. The record is from RefSeq and is a predicted model, not a curated record.
AUGAGCAGCGGCAGGCGCAUCCGGCCCGAGCGGUCUGCGGGCGCCCAGCGGCGCAACGUGCAGAAGCUCACCUGGCGAGACUCGCACUGGCUCCAGGGCUUCUCCGACGUCGGCGACCAGCGCGGGGGCCCGUCGGCCAGCCUGAGCGACAUGGGCGUCGGCGCGGCGCUGCGCCGCGUGCUCCUGCUCUGCGAGCGGCAACAGCACCGCGAAGCUGCCGCGCUGAUCUCGCACCUCGCGCCGGCCGUCUUCCGCGCGCUGGUGGCCGAGCUGCCGGUCGAGGCGCUGCUCGAGCAACUGCCCGCGUCUCUGCCGCCUCUCGAGGCCCUGUACGCGCGCGCCGCCUUCCUCGAGGAGCCCGCCACCGCGCUGCAGGCGCUCAAGCCCGACGCCCUGGUGCUCCACAUGGUGCGCCUGUUCGCGCAGCAGCACGACGCCGACCGCGACGGAGCAACGCAGUGGCUCGGACCGCCCCAGAUGAUCACCUCGUGCAAGAAGCUGCUCAAGGUAAUUCUGCAAGCGGACCCGCGCGUGCGGCAGCAGCUCCGCGGGCGCAAGCAGUCUCUGGACCGUGCGCUCGAGGGUCUUGGUCAGCACGGCCUCGUGACCGCGGCCGGAGGCAGCGCUGAGGCCGCGGGCGAGGCGCCGCUGCUCCAUUUGGGCGAGGCGCUGCGCGGGCAGCUGGAGUCGCUGCUGUCGCGCUGCAAGACCGGUGCCCUGAGGCUGUCGGCGGGGCCCGAGGCGGCCCGCGUGUCGCUCAGCCGCGGCCCUGCGCCCAGCACGGCGUCGCACCAGCGCCAGCUCAGCCUGCGCCGGGUGCAGGUCCAGGAGCGACUCAUCCGCAACAAGACGCUGUUGGACGCCCUCGAACCGGCCGAGCAGGCUGCUAGGGGGCUCGAGUCACUGCUGGCCGUGCUCCGGAGGAGAAUACAGCUCGACAAGGACGCCCUCUGCCAGUUCACGCAGCUGCGCAAGGAGAUCGCCGAGGAGCUGGACGAGGCGGCCGUGUUGGCUCCCGUGCUGCUGCGCUACUCUGCCGGCUGCCAGCGGGUGCUCGAGCUGAUGCGCGACGUGGCCGACGACGAAGACGACUCGGACCUCUCGGCCGGAUACCACUCGGACUCGGACCAGUCCGGCGUGCCCAUGCAGCGAGCGGCGGGGGGACAGGGUUGCAAGGCCCUUUCUUCCAACUUCAGUUCGAACGCGAGCGUGAUAGGGGCCGACGUCCAGUCGACACUGUCGUCGUCCGAGAGCGGGGCGGCCGAGGAACUUGCCGCGGCCCGCCAGACCAUUGCGACGCUCCAGCAGCGGCAGCGCGAGCUCCAGGACCGGCUGGCGAUCCAGGCGCAGAGGAUGGUGGCGCGCGGGGGACGCUUCGAAAACACGGCGCAGGGCGAGCAGAGGCCCUCGGCGCUGGUGCGACGCUACGGCAGCCUGUACGCGCAGGCGCGCGUCGACACGCUCGACGCUCUCGACGCUAUCCCUCAGCUGCGGGACGCCGACGAGCUCAAGAGCAAGCUACUCUUCUCCGUUGUCGUGCUGGGCUUCCGGUCCGUGCAAAACAGCGUGAACGAAAUGAAGGCCCAAGUGCGGCGCGCUCUGCAGAUCCCUGCGCAGCUGAGCAACGACCCACGAGUGCUCGAGCUCGAUGCCAGCGUGGACGACUACCUGCGCGCCAACCCGGACGCGUGCGACGUGUCCCGGAAUGUCGAGGAAGUGUGUGCGCAGAUCUGGGCCACGCUGUACGACUACCCCUGCCUGAAGGGCUGCGCGGGAUUGACUCGAUACGUGCGCGACUGCGUGCGGCUCGCCUGGGCGCUCAGCGUCCACGGGUUCGCGCUCGAGUUCGAGACGCGCGCCUUUUACCGGGAGCUGCACGUGCGCUUCCACACGUCCGACCACCGGUCGGAGCGCAUUCGCACCUACCUCUGGCCGGCGCUGCUUCAAGCGCCGCGGGGUCCCUGCGUCCACAAGGCCGUCGUCAUCACCUGAACGGGUCCUUUCGGCCACACGUUCGCCGUGCCGCAAGAGAAAAGGCGUCCCCCGGCGCCGAGCUUUGCACCACCGUCACAAGUGCAACAUGCUCAUGGUGUGAGACCACACGGGCCCUUGCUGGCACCAUCUGUAUAAGUGCUCCCUGCUUCACCAGUGGACCGGAGAAAACUCACCACGGGCGCCCUCAAAGCUUUAGCCUGUACUACAGGAGGAACUUUUGUGCAGAAUGUAUGGUCGAGCGUGCGUGUGUAGGAGUGCUACGGGAAGUGCAAUAAUUUCCCGCUUGGUUGUACGGUCCACCAAAUAGUGAGCGAAAAUGAGGUUCACACAUCGGUUGCUGCUAGCGUAUCUGAAAAAAAAAAAUCUGCCCAUGUCGACUACCUUUUAACAAAGCUGUUCUAACAUUUUCUUCAAAGCUUACUGGUGUGCUAGUUGUUCACUUCAGUAAAUGUCAUUGGGUGGUAGGAGCAGAGCUCAUCUGCUGCGGGAACGUCGCGCACAUUGUGCAAACCUCGGACAAGCAACCCAACUCCCUCCAGGCAGCAUUCGCGUCGGUGCACGCCGUAACUAGCCUACACGAGUUGGUUGCCUUUCAAAGUGACCACUAGAACGCGCACUUCUCUCUGUAUGAUACAUUGGCUCGUAUAGGACUUCGGUUUCAACGGAAUUGUAGUUAACUGUUGCAGCCGUGAAUUGUCCUGUUAGUCAAUGGCUAGACACGCUUAGAGCCCUGCCAGCUGAUUGCGCGCUCACGCCUCGGCACCAUGAACGCUUUACAGUUGCGAAGAGAUUUAUGUACGGACCACGGGCUGAAUUCACAAAGCUUUUCGGUCGUAAGUAUUUUUUGCCAUUGGCCGGCCGCCUUGGCUAAUAUGUCCAGCGUCCGGAUUGGCUGAUAUUUUCUCUUACGAACAACUCUAGCGUAAGAGCUUUUCGUGAAUACGGGCCCACAUGAUUCCAAUGACAUUAGUAUAAUGAGUGGUCACGAAUCAGUAUAUACUAACGGUGUUCAAUUCAACACUGCUUCUCCACGAGUAUUCCCCUGUGAUGAGAAUGCACGCGGAGAACAAGAAUUAUUACAAAGAAAAAAAAACCCUGUAGGCAUACCAGUAUUAGGAUAUACGUAAACUUGUGAGGCACGGUUAUAAACUAUGCAAUGUCCGUCUAUUCUGGCGUAAGAGGACAGAAGGCCGUUACCUCAGUAGGCGAUGUAUUUCGGCUGACGUGUUUUGAGGCCUGGAGUCAAGCCAACUGCGAUGUCGAGGAAGACAAAAACUUUAUUAAAUAACCAAUCUUUGCUUCGAGCCAUCUAUGUUUGUGGGGGUGGGAUCGAAGCAAUCCUAACACGUUAGACUUGACGAAAUUUCUCUUAGGCUGUCUGGCUGCAUGUAUGCAUUCAUAGUGACGUAGUCGUGUUUUAAAUCAUCCAAACUUCUAUCACGUUAAUUAUAAGAGCUAUAAGGAUCAUUCUUGACGAUUGAGAAGUCACUGAAGGAAACCGCUGCGCUAUUAAGCGCGGAAGCAAACCGAGUCUCCCUGUCUGCGAUGGUGUUCACAUCGUUUGACGAAAGCGGAGGAGCUCGACGAAAUCAAGCGGCGUCGCACGAUGUCUUAAACAAAUCACACCAUAACCUAGCUUUAGGACGCUGUUAUUAAUUUUCUGGUUUUUAACCUGUUCAGCUGUCCUAACACACUCGACAUUUCGAAGAAACAUAAAGCAUGAAGUGCACGUGUUGUAUAAGCGACGUGCCAAUCUAUAGUGAGUGUUCACUAGUGUUCAUUAAGUUCAUUGAACGAGAUUAUUAUUUUUUUAUUGACUGUACAUAUAUUACUCAGAAACUGUUUUCCUUUUUUGUCAGCAGGCUCACUGUUCCUCUAGACGUCGUGGAAAUUCCAUCCACGUUUAGUUUUUGGCUAACGUACAAGUUGUGCAAAAAAGUCUAUCCUUCUCAGAAACGCAUGUGCUAUCGCUCGGCGCACGAGCCUAUAAAGCAUUCGCGACAGGCUUAUUUUUGGUUUAAGUGCUUUGAAUUGGCCUCUCUCUUGGGCAAAAACGAGAGUAUAGACACUGUGCGGUGUAAAGAAAAUUCAGCCCCAAAGACAGCAACGCCCUUGUUGGAACGUUGCUGCAAUCGAGCAGGUAUACAUCUAGGCAUUUCCAAGAGUGAUUGUGUAACCCGUAUAAGUGCCUACAGUGUGGAGACCUAUUCGCCCAAGACAUGCGCACUCUAAUUAUAAAAGGAAAUGCGUCGGUGUUUUCCACGAGUGCCAUAGGAAUCUUGAUAAACGGCAACCAGCCUGCACGUCAGAAAUGAGUCCUGCCUUUUGGAGGCCCCCGCACAUGCAUUUCUGUGAAACAUAUUUAUUCUCGCCAUACUGGAUGAAUCUUUGUGCCAAACUGUUCAAUAAAACACUCUGUAUACGUCUGCAACGGCUUCUCCUUCUUAACAAGCCCGACGCACUUGGCUAUCACGUCUCUAAAAGUGGCGCGCAGCCGCUAUCUCUCUUAUCGGGGACCUAGGACGCGGACACCGGCUGCCCCCACUUUCACUGACAUUCGGCGCAGAAUUGUAUGCUAACACUACAAUAAUUUUCCGUUAUUUAAAGAUAAAACAGAAAAAAAAAACGCGCUGCCUCCUGAGCCAACUGUUCCCGUUUCCUACCAAAUUCUAUCGAGCACUAUCAGCGUAGCAUCGUCGCACUCUCACUGGCGCCCUCUCGAGUGCGAGCCGCUAUCGCUCGAUAAGGACAGACGCGCCCCUGCGGGCAGCUUCCCGGCGGCAGCCUUUCGCAACAUCAAAAGAAAAAUAAGCUUUCAAAAACAUUUUAUCCAGAUUCACAGUUAUGGACAGACAUAUUACCCUCUUACUUUGAGAACUGCCUGUUAAGUGUCGGUACGUCGACGAUCUCGAAUGAUGGGAUUUUACUUCAGUCCGAGACCGGAGCGACCCUGGAUCU